AUGAUGAUGGCGCAACAGUUUCCAGUUCAUCAAGGCAUACCACAGCACCCGAGUCUGCCUCCAGGUCACCCAAUGGCCCCCGGCCAGCACCCAAACGUCCACCCCGGGGCCGGGAUGGUUCAGCAGGUGCACCCAGGAGUGUCGGCACCCGGAGGACCUCAGGUCAGUCAGGGCGGUCCGAUCAUGGGUGGCAUGCCUCCGGGGGCAGGAACGACCGGCCCUGGUCCUGCCCAGGCCCAUGCCCUCUCCCACCUGGGUCCCACCCAGGCACACAUGUUCCAGCAGCCGCAUUUUGCACAGAACUUUGCGAAUAACCCCCAACUUAUGCAACAGCACCACAACCAACUUCUGAGGCAGCGUGCGAUGCUUCAUCAGCAGCAUCAACAGCAGCAGCAUCAACAACAGCAUGGAGGGCUCCCGGUCCAGAUGGCUAGUGGCGCGCCUGGCUUGAGUGCAGCCCAGCUCGCGGCGAUGCAAGCGAACUCUGGAAUGCGCCAGGUUAACCUGCAAAUGCUACAACAACAACAACUGCCUAAUGGGCAGCCGCAGAGCAUUCAACAACAACAACAGCAUCUCUUCAUCAUGCAACAAGCUCAACAGCAAGCCCAACAGGCGCAUCAGGCCCAGCAGCAAGCCCAGCAGCAGGCCCAGCAGCAGGCCCAGCAGCAGGCCAACGCAGCAGGACAACCCGGUCAGCACACGCCGCAGCAGCGUGCAGCCACGCAACCCCAGAGCGUGCACGAUCAGAGUGUCACCCCGCAGCCUCAACCAGGACCGCCACCACACCAGGGAAGCGCCACGCCGCAGCCGAAUCCCCAACAGGUGCCCACGAGCCAGCCCCCGCAGCAACAACCCACAGCUCCUCAGCCGCAACCCACCCCCAACCCUCCCCCGCAACAGCUGCCGCAGGCUCAGCAGGCCGUCCAGCAGCAGCAAGCGCCCCAGAUGCCGCAGUCACAACCUCAAACACAACAGGGCCAACACGUCCAGCAGCAGGGCCAACAACAGCCACCCAUGACCGCGCAGGAGGCCCAGCUCAAAGCUCAGCAACAGCAAAACCCGGGUGCUAUGAUGAUGCAACAACAGCAGCAGCAGCAGCAGCAACGGAUGAAAAUGAACGGCGCUGCGAUUUUGCAACUCAACUCCUUCGCAACAGAUCUGUCCAACUUUAGUAGCCGCUCCGAGGCACAUGAUCUACACUACUGGCAGUCUUUCGUGAACAAGUUUUAUGCGCCUGGUGGCGUCCUACGACAGGGCACAUAUAACCCACAGUCUGGCUCCAAACAGUUUGAAAUCGCCACACCCGCUCUCGCGCGCUAUUACUUGACCCAAUUUACUAGCGGGAUCCGCCAGAUUCAGAUGAUUGUUGACUCGGCACGGGACAGGGACUCACCAAACGGGGGCCAUAUUGUGGACAGCGGCAAGACUUCCUUUAUCUAUUGGUUCACGAAUGACACUCAGCUUUUCACGACUGGAAGUUUGACAGCCCAUUUUGAUGUUAACAACAAGAUUGAAAUGCUGGAUGUUGUGGUUAACAGUCAUACCGAAUACCUCCCUCGGAGCCAGUUGCAGGCGUUGGAGUUGGCCGAUCAGCAGAAGCAGAGUCCCAAGGUCUCUAAGAACAUGGGCAAACGAGCCCAGGCCAAGCAAGCGCAACAGCCGGCGUUCACAUUGCCCGAGUCCAUGGUUACUCAAAGCGGGGUUCCCACCGCCGUAAUGAGCUUUCUAGAAGUGGCAGAGACUAUUUCACAAAUGCAACUCUUGUUCAAUUUCUCUCACCAGUACCCCCACCUGACCCCCUCCGAGGCUCUGCGAGGGCUUGUGGCCGGGCUGCAGAACCACCAGCAGGCUUCUAAUACCGCUUAUAUGCAAGCGCCCAUGAAUCAAGCCAUGCAGCAGCAGAUGCAGCAGCAGAUGCAGCAGCAGCAGCAGGGCCAGCCCCGAGCUCCUAGCAUGAACGCGCCCAACCAAUUUGCAUCUCCCGCGAUGGCGCAUCUGGGCCUUCCGGGCUCCCAAGGCUCGCCUCACCUGUCCGCCCACCCCAGUCCAGCCCAGAGCCAUCUGGCGGGGCCGCCGGGCAUGGUCCCUCAGGGUCAGAUGCAAGGCAGCAUGCCGCGGGGCACCAGUGCGAGCGCCAGCCCCAACGUCGGCAACAAACGUCGCCGUGCCAGCACCGUGAAGAUGGAGAAUGACGACACUGGCGGCCCCGAGGUCAACGGGAACGUUGGUCCCGCCCCCAAGGUGAAGGCCAGCCCUCGUGUUGGGGGCAAGAAACAGAAGGGUGGCGGUUAA
Molecule: messenger RNA, 2292 nt
Organism: Aspergillus heteromorphus CBS 117.55
Lineage: Eukaryota; Fungi; Ascomycota; Eurotiomycetes; Eurotiales; Aspergillaceae
Exons: 5
Coding region: 1-2292 (763 amino acids)
Biological process (GO): negative regulation of transcription by RNA polymerase II; positive regulation of transcription by RNA polymerase II
Cellular component (GO): nucleus; transcription regulator complex
Source: RefSeq, a predicted model, not a curated record